GAGCUGGCGGGAAGAGUUGCUGGACGGAGGGAGCUGCUCUCUCUCUCUCUCUCAUUCCCUCUCCUCUUAGACUGAAACUACAAUGCUGUAGGCUAACAGGGGGUUAUACCGGGCAGAAAACCUAUGUACAUACUCCAGAAAACCAUGAGGGAAACUAUGCCACAGACACCGAUAUUUUCCAGCAUGCUCGGGACAGGAUGUCGAGGACAGGUGACACCAGACACAGGCGAGAGGAGUGGCGAUCCUGUUUAUCAGGAUGGGAAUCUCAUUUCUGGAUCCCUGGAGGUCCUCAUCCAGCAUCUGGUACCCACCAUGGAUUACUACCCAGACAGGACAUACAUUUUCACCUUCCUUCUGAGCUCCCGUGUCUUCAUUCAUCCUCAGGAGCUCUUGGCUAAAGUUGGACACCUCUGCCUGAAGCAGAAACAGCAGCUGGAGACCGGGGUUGAAGCAGACAAGGGGAAGCUCAAGGCCUUUGCAACAAAGAUAAUCCAGCUUCUGAAAGAAUGGACCGAAACAUUUCCAUAUGACUUCCAGGAUGAGAAAUCUAUGAAGGAGCUAAAGGAAAUUGCUCACCGGAUCACCCAGUGUGAUGAGGAAAAUGGAACGGUCAAGAAGAUCAUCAGCCAGAUGACACAAGAUCUUCUGAUGGCACUCGCUGCCCGCAAUCAGUACCAAGAGAUCCGGGAAAAGUUUCGCCAACCGGUGACCGACAAAGGGGCCGUCCUCAAAACAAAGCCGCAGGCAUCCCAGAAGGACGUUCUGAGCGUAUGCUGUGACCCACUGGUCCUUGCACAGCAGCUCACACACAUCGAACUGGAGAGGGUAAGCAACAUUUAUCCAGAAGAUCUCAUGCAGAUAGUCAGUCAUGUGGACUCCCUGGAUAACCACAAGUGCCGAAGCGAUGUUACGAAGACCUACAACCUUGAAGCCUACGACAAUUGGUUUAACUGCCUCAGUAUGUUGGUGGCGACAGAGAUUUGUAAGGUGGUGAAGAAAAAACAGCGAACAAGAAUCGUGGAGUUUUUCAUUGAUGUGGCAAGAGAAUGCUUCAACAUUGGGAAUUUCAACUCCAUGAUGGCCAUUAUUUCUGGCAUGAAUUUGAGUCCUGUUGCCCGACUAAAGAAAACAUGGUCCAAAGUGAAAACAGCCAAAUUUGAUGUUUUAGAGCACCACAUGGAUCCCUCAAGCAACUUUUGUAACUAUCGGACGGCUCUUCAAGGGGCAGCUCAGAGAUCCCAGAUGGCGCACAGCAGCCGGGAGAAAAUUGUCAUCCCUGUUUUCAACCUUUUCAUUAAAGACAUCUACUUCCUGCAUAAGAUACACACCAACCACUUGCCGAAUGGACAAAUCAACUUCAAGAAAUUCUGGGAAAUUUCAAGGCAAAUCCAUGACUUUGUCACAUGGAAACAGGUGGAGUGUCCUUUCGAAAAGGACAGGAAGAUUCAGAGCUACCUGCUCACCGCACCUAUUUACAGUGAAGAAGCUUUAUUUAUUGCCUCAUUUGAAAGCGAAGGUCCAGAAAAUCACAUGGAGAAAGACAGCUGGAAGACUCUCAGGACAACGCUCCUCAACCGAGCCUGAGAAUUGGGACUUUUGGAUUUUAAAGCACAUUCUACAAACAAACACUGGUAUUUUUUUUUUAAAAAAAGAGAAUCCUGAAAGGUUUGGUUUGCGAAAAGGAGGCCUCGCUGGUUGGGGUCAGUUUUGUAUAUAUCUAUACGAUACCUUUUUUGAACGACUGAAAAUACAAAAUUGGGCUCGAUAAUAUCAACUUUAAGGCACUUAACGAAGGGGGUUUUUUUUGGUCUUUUUCUUUUCUUUUUUUAAACUCCAAAUCAAGGGCAGGGCCCUGGUCUCAGAGAUUAAAUGGACUGUGGGGAAGGAGAAUCCGUAGUGAUGUCUUCUCAGAGGCCCGUCAAGAUCUUUAUUUUCAUGCGUGAUGAUUUCUACCCAAUACUGUACAUGUACACUGUGCCAGGGAGUCAGUACCCUCUCAUUCCUUGGGUCUCGCAUGUGCCUGGCACUUCCUGGUGAAGAGCGGAUGCAUCGUGGCCUCGCAUGUGCCUGGCACUUUCAUGGUGAGGAGCAUCUGAAAAACCAACUGACCCAAAGAGGCAACCGAGUUGAUUCCAGGAUUACCCCAGGUUGCUUAACUACGAAACUUAAGCACGGAGCCUUUCUCAUAUGACACACCCAUUUUAAAUGAACGGAUAUUCCGAUACGCGUGCUUCUUCUCUACCACCACGUUUCUAGCUAUACUUCAUAUUUUCUCCCCCUGGGUUGAAUCUGGCAAAGGAGAUAUUUGCCUAGAGAAAUUCAAAAAGGGUAAAAAUUUGUUUGUUUCCAGGCUGCCCUGGAUGAGUCAUUGUUUUGCUGCAAUAGAUUUCAUACUGCCGCUCUUGCAGAAUUCAUCCCGUUUUUUAUUUUGUGUCCCGCUGUAUUUAUUUAUUUUCCUCCAGUGAUCUUUGGGGGGGGGGUGCUUUUCUUUUUUAACUAACACUACAGAUGUGCAAAUCCUUUGACAAAUGUGCAAAGCUGCUUUCCCCCCCCUUCCCGCCCCACCCCAAAUUGUUACAUUGGCCAUUCCCACCUCCACAAGAAUUGUCAUUGCUUAGGAAUCUACCUGCAUAGGUGCACACAGCUACGUAGAUUUCCUCCCUCCCACACCACCAUCCCCAAUGAAGUGGAAAAGCAUCAUCUGGAAGCAUACUCUGGUAUGCUUUAAAGAAAGUGGUUUAAAGAAAAUUCAGUAUGGUGAUCACAGACAAGUGAUAGAAGCCAUAUGUGCAUAACGCAUAACAAAGGGCAGAGUUUCAAUUGCUCCAUCAUGGAUGCCAUCUUGACUUGUCUUAUCCUAGCUGUGGGGAAAUUUGGACAAAGAGCUGGCUGCUUUAAAAGGCUUAGAGGUUCCAAAGCAGCUUCUUCAAAGGCUCUUCACAGCCUUACUUUAAACAGCCAACAAAAUCAAUUAAUUUUUGCCCAGAAUCUAACCCUAAAGACAAAGAUAUUGCGUUGGCGGCUUGUUCAAGGAACUGUGUAGAAAACAAAACCAAUGUGGGAAAGUGUGGUACAAGAAGACUAAGUUAAAUCUUUCUUCUCCCCAGACAACAGGGGUUUCCAUUGACUUUGGUUUGCUAAGGCAAGGCGACUUAAGGAAGUAGGAACAUUUCUCAUCUCCUGCUCCUUUUACGGGGACCGCAGUCCCAAGAAAGUCUCUUUGAAAGGACCAGAGGGGACCUUUAUGAACAUGUGGGUAGGCCAUGAUGGAGUGAGGGAAACUGCAAAACUUCUUUGAAAAAGAGGAAGAUUGAAAAAAGAGAAAAGAUCCAAUUCUGAGAAAGCUCUGCUGGCAGAGCAAAAGUAGGGAGAAAGGAAUUAUUAAUCUCUUCUUUCUCGAGAUUAAAAAAUACAGAUCCCCCCCCCCCUGCAAGCACUUGGUGGCAUCUACACCCUCCUAGAGAAACUUUUUUUGCUACCUUGGAUGGGAGUACAAAAUCCUUGGACUGGAAGCUAGUUGGAGAGGUUCAAAAAUGCCCGCAAAGGUGGCAGUCCACAUUAUUAAUCACAUCUAUAUUUUUAACAAGAAAAUUGCUUGGAUAUGGCCAUGAGUUGGGGUUGACCUUGAUCAACUCUCAGCAUACCUCUUUGGCUUGCAGACCCGGACUGCAAAUCUGCAAAGGAUUGUUAGCGAGUUACCGCAACCCCUUUGCUACCCUCUGGUGGCCGACUCCAUUUUUGCAGCUCAAAUGUGACUGCCCCAUAGAUCGUAGAAGUGGGCGGAGCAGGGAAUGCGAGUGAUGUGCCUAUAAAGCUUUUACCCCUACUUUGGAAAGGAAAUCAAAGCAAACACACACAAACACACCUUGUAACUCCAGAAAUGCUCUCUGAAGGACCAAAGAUUGCAGCUUGAAUUAGCUUGUUGUAGGAACACAAGCCAACUUUAUUUUCACGGGGAGCAUCCAAACACAUCAUCCUCAGCCUGAUUUAUCCCAGAUUAAGCCUCCCUGUUGCAUUUCCCCAUUGCAUUGUGGUAUAAAGGGAUUUUUAGCAACCAGAACACAGUAUUGCGUCCUCAUCUCCACCCAAGGAUUCUGUCCUUCCUCUCUCUGGCCUUAAUCAUUGUAGCAGCCUAGCUGCCCCCUUUCACAUCAGAAAUUAGUGCCUUACAAGGUACUGGAAUUGUUUUGCGUACCUUCUUUUACAAUUCUGCAUCAGAAACGAGUAAAUUAAAACUAGGGAUGUCUCGAAAAACCAGCUAUUGCUUUGUAAAUAACCUGGAGGAUAUAUCAGAUGAAAUAAGAGUCUACCUUUCUCUGGAUUAAUAAUGGUGCAGCAGAAAUUAUUUUUGUUACAAAAGACCAUAGGAGAAAUCACUCCAAUUUUUGUUUUUGUUCCCACCUUAAGACAAUUUUACCAAUUUCAAAAACAUUUUCAUUUCCAUCAGAAUUUUGUUCAUCGGGGAUAUGAAAUUUGAAGGAAUCAUAAUCUUGAGCAGCUGGCAUUGGGGUGUUAUUAUAACCCGUUGCCCAUAAAUAAAUCUUAAAAAAUCUGUUUGGUGGAUUUCCCUAAAUCUACCAUAAAAGCUCACAAGAGAUGCUGGAUUUUAUAAAGAGCCCAUUUUUUUUUUGGUCUGGAAAAACACACAAUGGCAGCUUCUCUUUGUCUUGGCUUCCAGCUAGUGGAUAUACAGAUAAUUGUUAAAUUAUUUGAAGCCCAUCCCCGGUUAUACAAAUAGAAUUAUC
Messenger RNA from Notechis scutatus (mainland tiger snake), 4745 nucleotides. RefSeq names its product RasGEF domain family member 1A (gene RASGEF1A). Gene Ontology annotation, cellular component: plasma membrane. Gene Ontology annotation, biological process: Ras protein signal transduction. Gene Ontology annotation, molecular function: guanyl-nucleotide exchange factor activity. NCBI's taxonomy places the organism in Eukaryota, Metazoa, Chordata, Lepidosauria, Squamata, Elapidae. The record is from RefSeq and is a predicted model, not a curated record.